Molecule: messenger RNA, 906 nt
Organism: Naegleria fowleri
Lineage: Eukaryota; Heterolobosea; Eutetramitea; Acrasida; Naegleriidae
Exons: 2
Coding region: 1-906 (301 amino acids)
Molecular function (GO): protein binding
Source: RefSeq, a predicted model, not a curated record
AUGAUGAUAAAUCCCAACGAUGCAUCAAGCUUUGCAGGAAGAACACCAAAAUUUGUGGUUGAGGUGUUGUACAACUUCUUUCCGUCCGAUAAGCAACAUUUAACCCUUACUCAAUAUGAAAAGGUGAAGGUCAUUGAGACUCAUGAAAGUAAUUGGUGGAUCGGAGAGAGAGCAAAUGGAGAAGUAGGAUUGUUUCCAGCAAAUUAUGUGAGGAGAGUGGAAGAACAAUUACAAAAAAGAAAACAAAUUGCCAGUCAAUUAGGUUUGGGUGGCUUGGAUCUUGACGACUUACUUUCCGAAGACGACGAUGACGACGAUAUCUUAAUGUCAUCAGAAGAUGAGCAAGAAAACCCCAACACCACGCUCACAAAACAAUCCUCUACUGCUUCGUUAAAAACACAACCUCCUCUUCCUUCUCAACAACAACAGGUCACUACAGGCAAUAUGCAAAAUGCGACUGGAAAAUUUGUCACCGAAGAGGCCUAUGAAAAGAAAAAAAGAAAAGAAUUGCAAGAGGCUCUCCAAAAACAAUUAGAAGACCAAAAAACAAAAACCAGACAAGCAGAAGAAAUUCAAAAACUUAAGGAAGAACUUUCAAAAGCCAAAGCCGAAGUGGAGGAAGCGAGAAAAGUGACCACUCCAAGAACAACACCACGAGGCGCAAAUGCUGUCGGAAGUCAAUCCAUAGACCUAGAAAAGAAACAAAAGAGCUCGAGCGAGACUUUGAAAAAAGAAAAAGAACUGGAAAAAGAAUAUGAAAAGAAACAAAGAGAAUCAGAACAAGAGCUUGAAAAAAAGAAAAAAGAGAUGGAGAAGGAGCUCGAGAAACAAGCAGAAAAAAAGGCAAAGGAAUCGGAAAAACAAAACUCAGCUAACUCUGAAAUGCAAAAACAAUCGAAAAACUGA